Molecule: messenger RNA, 438 nt
Organism: Medicago truncatula (barrel medic)
Lineage: Eukaryota; Viridiplantae; Streptophyta; Magnoliopsida; Fabales; Fabaceae
Product: defensin-like protein 1
Exons: 2
Coding region: 125-346 (73 amino acids)
Biological process (GO): defense response
Source: RefSeq, a predicted model, not a curated record
AUUAAUUUACUUAGUUUUUUCAUGUUUACUCCCUCUACCUCUAUAAAUAGAUACGAGUGCCAAAUACAAGUUUGUUCAUUAACAGGAUAGUAAAUUCAGGUGAAGAUUGUAGCAAGCAGUAAUCAUGAACAAGACACGCUUUGGAUUUUUCUUCAUUUUGCUUAUUCUCCUUGCUUCUCAGAUGAUGGUGCAAACUGAAGGAAGACACUGUGAGUCAAAGAGCCAUCGAUUCAAAGGAAUGUGUAUGAGUGAUCAUAACUGUGCUUCAGUUUGUCAUGUUGAAGGUUUUCCAGGUGGUAAUUGCAGGGGAUUCCGUAGACGUUGCUUCUGCAAAAAGCGUUGUUAACUUUUAUAGUUGGUGCAAAUGCAAACCCCUUAUAAUCACUUAUGUGUCUUGUUUUAUUUUCUUAAUACUCUCCUAAUGCUUUUUUGGUUGUG